AUGAGUAAACCGCAUGAUCCCCUCCGAAUUCCGUUGCGAUCUCCAGAGCCCCAAAGUUCGCACUUUGCCCGUAUAUGCGGAGAAAGUAACAAUCGAAAAUUAUUCAUCUGAGAGAACAGGUUAUUUCAAAGCCUACCGUUGUAAAUCGAACUUACUAAGUGUAAUGGAGUAAAUACUGGGUAUCUCACAUGUGAUUUUGGAUCACCCCUGUAUCCACUUAUCCACACAUACUGUAGAUAGCUUCGUAUCCCAUAAUACAACUCCUAUUCUCGACCCACAUCUGACUCCAUCAUUAUUUACUAAUGGAGUGUGUCGGUGAAGUACGGAACAGCGUGAACUGGAGGCUCCCAUUCGCGAGAAGUCCCUCUUCUUAUGCCGUAGAACAUCGCGUGGAGUGGGACCCGUGGAAAGCUGUCCUCUGAAUGUAAAGAAAGUAGCUUUCCUAACUUCUGCUUCUCCACCUACAUAAAUCAGGAUACUUGAUAAGUUCGAUCUACUAAGGUAUCAGCUAUUUAUUGGCAUAAACCGGGCCAUUCCUCGGUUCUGGACUUCAGACUACUUCGAUUGUUGUUCCAUUUCAAAGUGCGAAAAGUAAAGGUCAAUAAUGGAGGCGAGCACCCUAUAUCUGUAUACGUAGUCUUUCUCCCAAAUACAAAAGUUGUCCGAAGAGUACUUACACACCCUGAGAUGGCGGAUCGAGCUGUUUAG
This is a messenger RNA of Hymenoscyphus albidus, 708 nucleotides long. Lineage: Eukaryota; Fungi; Ascomycota; Leotiomycetes; Helotiales; Helotiaceae. The record is from the annotation of a GenBank genome assembly.